CAUUCAUUCAUUUCAUUUCAUUCAAUCAUAGGUGAGUCGCUGACCUGCAACACCUGCAGGGUGGGGAUCGCAGGUAAAUGUCUGUUCAGCUCCACUGAAACCUGCAGCGACUCUCAGUCCAGCUGCUACUGGGGAAACCUGGCCUUCAACAUCAGCAGUUUGCUCAGCCUGCAGACCCAAGGCUGCCUGGCCUCCUCCCUCUGCAACCAAACUGAAACGGGAUCCCUCCUGACUGCCGGAUACACCGUCAACAGGACCUGCUGCAGCACCGACUGCUGUAACGGAGCCGCAUCCAUCCAGUUCUCUCUCACUGCUGCUUUGGGCGCCGCCCUACUGGCUGUUUGGAGCAACUUGAGCCUUUAAAAAUGAAAACAAAGAUCCCCUGUUGUCUUUGUGUGCAUGCAACUUGAUGGAUCCUGUAGACACUCCUGUAUUGUGAUAGUCGUAUUGUUGUAGCCUUUAUGCCUGGAAAUAUGGGGUUUUGUGAAAAUAUAGACAUAGUAUGAAAACUCUAUACAUCUUCAACUACCACAAAGUAAACUUUUAACUGCCUGAAACCUUUUACCGCAUGUUCAUAACAGAGGUGAACAAAUAAUAAACUAUAUCUGGUUGGUUGGUUGUUUGUUGAGACCGAACGUAAGGACUGGGAAGCUACAAAUGAAUUGCCUAUGGGGGAUAAAUAAAGUUGUCUGAACUGAACUGAACUAAUAAAAGUUACAUUAC
Seriola aureovittata is the source of this 723-nucleotide messenger RNA. Its product is annotated as lymphocyte antigen 6 complex locus protein G6d-like. The record is from RefSeq and is a predicted model, not a curated record. The transcript is spliced from 2 exons. NCBI's taxonomy places the organism in Eukaryota, Metazoa, Chordata, Actinopteri, Carangiformes, Carangidae. The annotation marks the transcript as partial.